AUGGAUAUGGAAAAUAUUCGUCAAGUACUUGAAGAUGCUGCUCAAAUAUUUUUAUCAGCUGCAAAUACAAUUACAAAUGAAAGACGUCGCGAAGCUGAAAAAGUUUUUUUACAAUUUCGUCGUUCACAAUUUUCACUUGAUUUAUAUCGUUAUUUAAUUGAACAUUCAUCAUCAAGUUAUGUUGUUUAUCAAACAUUAACAGCACUUCGUGAAGGUAUUGUUAAAGAAUGGUCAUCAUUAGACGAUGCACUAAAAGAACAAGUUGUACAGUAUCUUUUAUCAUAUGUUUAUACACAUUAUUCAACAUUAUCUGCACAUGUACGAGAACAAGCUUUACAAAUAUUAGUUGUUAUUAAUAAACGACGAAAAGCACAACGUGCACAAAUGGCUAAAAAUGGUUUUACUGUUAGUUUAGCAUUAAUUAAUUUAUUACAAUCAACAAAUAACCAAGAAUUUGAAUUUGGUUUAACAUUACUUAAUGCAUUUAUCAAUGAAUAUAGUUUUAGUAAUGCUAAUGAAGCGGGAUUAACCAUUGAACAACGUCAUUCUGUAAAACGAGAUUUUGAAGAAAAUGAAUUGAAAACAGUUUUUGAAUUAUUAUUAAAUAAACUUCAAAGUAAUCUUUCAUCAAUAUCAUCAUCUAAUCAUCAAUUAUUUUCAUCAAUAUUAACAACUAUUGAAAAAAUUCUAUUAUGGAAUUUUUCAUCAUCAUUUCCAAAUACACGUCGUACUAUGGAAUCAUCAAGUAAUGUUGAAACAAUUGAUUGGAGACCACCAAUUAGUUGGAAACAAUUAGUGUUUGAUCAACAACUUGUCGAAUUCUUUUUUCAUAUUUAUGCUACGCUUAAAUCAAUGAAUGAAACUAAAAUUCUAUUGCAACGUCGUUGUCAGAUACUUCGUUGUCUUUCUCAAUUGGCUUGUUUAAAUGGUCCAUUAGUUAGUGAUGAACAAUGUCGUUUACGUUAUUUAACAACAUUUUCAUAUUAUUUUGUUCAAACAUUUUUAAUAAAUUCAACAUUAACAAUUAAUUUAAUUGAAUGUUUUGAUAUUUCAAAUAUAAUAUCAAAUUUAAUAACAUUAUUUACUGUAAAAGGUUUUUGUUCAAUGAAUAAUGAUUUAUGUAAUUCAUUUUUACAAUUAAUGUCACAAAUAACAAUACUUCUAUGUCGUACAACAAUAACAUCAUCAAAUAAUCAAUUAGAUAAAAUAAUUGAAGAUCCAACAAUAGCUAAAGAAACAUUUGAUCGUUUAUUACAAGCUUGGUCAAGAUUAUUAUAUGGAAUUGAUUUUGGAAGAUUUGCUAAUUUAAGAUCAUUAGCUAUUGAAAUAUUUGAUACUUAUCUUCAAACACAUUUACAUAUUAAUGAUAAUCAUGAAGUUAAUGAUUUUAAUUUAGCUGAUAAUGAUAAUGAUGAAGAUGAUAGAGAUUUAUUUAGGUAA
Rotaria sp. Silwood2 is the source of this 1440-nucleotide messenger RNA. The record is from the annotation of a GenBank genome assembly. NCBI's taxonomy places the organism in Eukaryota, Metazoa, Rotifera, Eurotatoria, Philodinida, Philodinidae.